AUAAACCAGUGACGUCAUACUAAACUUCACAAGACGGAAAAAUGUCACUACCAUCACAACCUCAAGCUUAUGGAGCUGGCAUGGCAGGAGGGUCAUUUGACCCUGUCUCCUUCAUUAAGAGACCACAGGUCAUUCUCAGGAUAGUAAGCUGGGUAUUUUCAAUAAUUGUGUUUGGAUGUAUAUCUGCUGGCGGGUACUACCGUGAUCACUGCCAGAUGCGGGACAGCGGAGCCUGCGGUUAUGGUAUUGGUAUCGGGGUGACGGCGUUCCUCUUAUGUAUAGGCUUUCUCAUCAUAGAUGUUCUCUUUGAUAACAUGAGUAGUGUUCAACACAGAAAGUAUGCUGUUCUUGCAGAUCUUGUUGUUUCUGCUCUGUGGACGUUCCUUUGGUUUGUUGGUUUCUGUUUCCUGACAGACCAGUGGCGGCGUAGAGACGAUAUGAAGCAGUAUGUGGCACCCCAUGGUCACGGCAAGGACAACAUACAAGCUUCCAUAGCAUUCUCUUUCUUCUCCAUCUUUACAUGGGCUGCAUUAGCUUUCUUUGCAUUCAGAAGAUACCGCGAAGGAACAUCAGAAACUUUCACUACUGGUUACCAGGACAACCAACAGCAGAACCAAUCAUCUCCAUACUCGUCAUUCCCGGGAAGCGACGCUAGCGACCCCUACCAACAGCCCCCUUUCUCCAAUCAGAAAAGCGGGGACAUUCCUGACUACCAACCGCCAACUUACUAGUCGCAUUGCUUUGCUUAAAUACAAAAUAUUCUCUUGUUCAUCGUAUAAUUAUUUUAGUUUAUUGAAGAGAUUAAGUUUGUUGUUUUUUAUACUAGGGGAGAUAAUCCUUUGUUUUGUGAAAGGUAUGAACUAAGUUGUUUGUAAUAGAAACAGUGCAGGGUUAGUAUUGCAAUUUGAGAUGUAGGGGAUAACAUAUCAUAUGUCGUCGAGGCAAAGCUGAGCCUUUAGGACAAGUUUGGGAUGGAACAGGUAGUGGAAAUCCUUCUAAAUAAAUUAUUCCAAGCUAGAGAAAUAGAGAGAAGCAGUUUAAUACUAGUUUGUUACGCUGGGAAUUAAUGUCAAGAAAACUGGUGUUUUUAUUAACGUUAUUUAUAGUUUAACUAGUCAAAACAUCCAAUCAGCGGCCAGGGAUUUUCAGAUUUUUGACUAAAUUAUUUUGGUUUAUUUUGCCAACAUAUGCAGUACCUAUUAAGUAAAUCCAUUAAGUGGAUCAUUUAGUGGUUGGUUACAGAGAUUGCUAAUGGUUACUUACAGUUUGGCCUGUUAAAUUAUAAAUAGGUUAGUUAUAAAUUUGACCUUCUUAUGAAUUAGGUUAUUGCUUUCACUUUACUGUGCUCUGCUACUACUAAAAUAUGAUCUAAAACCUAUACUUAGAAUAGGUAAUAGAAGUUGUAUAAAGAAAGAAGGUUGCAUUUUGUCAGUGUAUUUAAAAACCCAUUUUUUAUACUUUAUCAAUGUAAAGGCUUGUAUGAAAUGUACAAAUUUUGUUGAAUUACUACCAGUUUAGAACUGGUAAGACAUUUUGAUAAAUAAUAGUGGUAGCUUCUAACACAGAAUUAUUUUAUUUGCUUUAUGCAGUAAUUGCUUGAAUUUGAGAUAACAGAUUUCAACGCAAUUAAGAUUUUAUAUAAAAAUGUAAAAAGUAAAAUUGUGUUUAUUUGAAAUGAUUGUGAUAGGCUAGUUAACAACACAAUAACUUAUUUGAGUCGCGCCAUGGGAAAAUCAACAUAGUGGGUUUGCGACCAGCAUGGAUCCAGACCAGCCUGCGCAUCCGCGCAGUCUGGUCAGGAUCCAUGCUGUUCGCUAAAGGUUUCUCUAAUUGCAAUAGGCUUUAAAAGCAAACAGCAUGGAUCCUGACCAGACUGCGCUGAUGCUGGUCGCAAACCCACUAUGUUGGUUUUCUCAUGGCAACUCAUUUUACCAUGAUGUUCUUGAAUAUGUUAUGGAUUUCUUUUAGGGAUAUUUUGUCCUUCAAAUGAAUGAUAUAUAAACUGAAAGAUUUGCCUGUAAUUUGCAGAAACAUAAAUUCAAUGCUGUACUGGUCUAGUCUGAACUGUUUGUGCGUAGAACGCAAAUGCCUGUAAGAGGUGGUGUUGGUGGAGUAGCCCCAGUUGAAAAUCUGUAACCUCAUAUGUUAUCAUUGUAACUUGACAUGUGAAUAUUGUGUGUCAUUUGCUAAAGGCUUAGACAUAUUUGAAAUAUUUCUGUGCCUGGUAAACCAUAGGUUCGUCCAGUAUUGCAGUUUUAUUGGUUUUAUGUAGAAAAUAUUGAAAUUGUUAGAUGUUUCAGGAAAAGUAUGUCAUAGACCAUAUUGAAAAAAAAAUGUAUAAUUUUAUGCUGUAACAUUCUUGCUACAAGUUAAUAGCUACCCUUGAUAGGAAUUUGUUUAUUAAUUGAAAAUUAAUAACAUUAUACUCAUAUUGCUUCUACAGUGCUUAACUGCUUCAUGGUAUCUUACAUUUUUGUGCUUUUGCAAAACAGUUUGAGAGUUGUGCUUUUUCUUUUUUGCUCAUUCUUUUUUUUAUUUCUUGUCAUCUUUUUUUUAUCGAAUUGUUUUUGUUUUCCUUUUAAGAUUUUUGUGAAAGGAUUUAUCAUGCCCACUUAACAACUUAAAGUUGCAAAGUCUGUAUAUGUUUAGAGAUAGGUUUUAUUUCAAUGCUGCUGGAAUAAUUUAGUGGUUUCUUAUCUGCUUGCCUCCAUUUUGUUUUUCGUAUACAGUUCUGUUUAGAGAUCUGAGCAAAUCCUGUUAUUUGUUUUUAUUUUAAUGAGCCUGAUAAUUUUAUACCAUGCCAAAAUAAGAGUGUUUAUUGUAUAGAAAAUUAGUCUUUUUGAAGGUUGUAAAACAGCUUUUUCUUUCACUUAUUGUUCUUAUGUUAACAAGUUGAGAAUUCUGUCCGGUCAUAUUUUUGAAAUACUGACUUCUAGAUAAAUAAUUUUUAAGUUUACAUAGAUUACUUUCUUCAUAGAUAUCAGAUUUACUGAAUUUUAAGGAGACUCUGUGAAUGAAAGAUUAACGUUGAUGACUUCAGAUCCUUUGCACCUCACCUGUGUGGGUAUACAUCAUUGCAAGACAUACAGGAUGUAAAGAAGCCAUUCAGCUAAUUUGAGCCGUGCCAUGGGAAAACCAACAUAGUGGCUUUGCGACCAGCAUUGAUCCAGACCAGCCUGCGCAUCCGCGCAGUCUGGUCAGGAUCCAUGCUGUUCGCUUUUAAAGCCUAUUGGAAUUGGAGAAACUGUUAGCGAACAGCAUGGAUCCUGACCAGACUGCGCGAAUGCGCAGGCUGGUCUGGAUCCAUGCUGGUCGCAAAGCCACUAUGUUGAUUUUCCCAUGGCACGGCUCAUUUAUAAAAUGUCAGUGGUUUAACUUUUGCCGUUUCCAGGCUUUGGUCUUCCUGUACCGAAAAAAACCCCUAGAAUGUCGUUAUAUGUCCUUAUCGCAUAGUGCGGCAAUUUUCCUUUGAUCUUUGCAUCAUGUUAUACAUAGUAACACACAUUAUUACUACAAAACUGUGCUGAUAUCUUACAAAACUGUUGCGAUAUAUAUCAACAGGGAAAUCUCUAUGGAGUUUCAUAAGAAAAAAGGUGUUCCGAUAUAUAUCAGCACAGUAAAACUGUUCCGAUACAUAUCGGAACACUUUUUCUCUAUUGAGGUCCUAUCAAGGGAGUAUAAUUUUUUCCUUUCAAUGAAAAGAUGAUUUUAGCUCCAAUUUACAGUUCACAGAGAAAGAAUUGUCACAAACACCUACAUUUAUAAAGUAAAAGAAUAAAUAAACUAGAAUAUUUCAAAAACUUGAUAGUUAUUGCCAAAUUUAGAAAUAUAUGAAAUUCUGAGAUUUCUCAAAUGUUUCUUUUUCUUUGAUUUUUUUUACAAACAAAACAACAAGUUUUACAAUAUGUCUGGCCAAUGAAAUGCAAAGAUUUAAAACCAAUGCAGAAAUUUGUUGGGUACUUUUAUCUGGGGAAAACAUUUUCUAAAACAGAAGUUUUAGUGUUUCAGUCAGCGAGGCGCAGAAAGGGAAUCAAAAUAGUAAAAAUAAUAAUAAACAAAUUUAAAUGAAAAUAAUAUAUAAAUUUUAAUGAUAAACUAUGCGAUAAAACAGUUAUAAUAUGUAAUGCUCGUGUGUUACCAGGAUAUAUCAGAGCUAGGGCUACAUCUCGUUAUUUUUCUCUUCACAUAUCUGUCUCGGCCUACCGGCCUCGACGGUAUGUGCAGAGAAAAAUACCCUCGAUGUACCCCUAGCUCUGAUAUAUCCUGGUAACACACUCUCACACAUACUAUAACUAUUACUUAUUUGAGUCGGCAAUUAAUAACUAUAGUAUACAUUCAUAAUGCAGAUAUGAAAAGAAUUUCUUGAUAUAAUUUUCAAAUCGUUGAAAGUUGAUAGUGAAGUUGGAGCCUGAUAAUGAACAUGUGUGUAUACAUUUGCAUUAUAUUCUUUUUCUUCUUAGUGGUGACUUAUGACAAAAUACAAAAAAAAUGGUUGUAGGGCCGUGUGGAUAUAAAGGUUACUAACAGUAUAACAUAUUGUGUGUAGUUACUGUAGAUAGGUAGAGAAUUUUUUCACAGUACUUAAAUAGAAUCUGAUUGAAUUUUUAUGGUCAGUCUUAUACUGUUAGCAAAUUAACAGAAUAUAAGAUUCUAGGUAAACAGUUGUUUUAGAUAAUAUUUAUGCUUCUUUGACUACUUUUCUGUUUGUGAAAAUUCUUGACUGUGAAGUAAAAGUAAUUUUUUGGCACUGACAAAACUUUAUUUUAAAACCUUUCUUUAGUGCAUUAAAGAUUUUCAGUUUGAGUAACUUGUCAGAAAUAUUUCAAAGCCAAUGGAUUAGUACUUUACUUAGAGUAGUUGUGAAAUUAUCUGAAUACAGCAUAUUUAUUAAAUUGCCUAAUGCCAUUAAAGGUGCAAGUUUUAAUGAACAAGAAUAAAUUGACUGUUGGGUUGGAUUUAUGAUUUUUCCCAUGAAUCUUGACUCACUACCGUACUGACCAGGAAACAUUGGUUGCUGAUCUUACUAUUUACGAUAAGAGUACAGAAAAAAAAGUAUUUUCCCAUAACAUCAGCAGUGACCAAUCUAAAGCAACUCUAUUGAAUAUAAAACUUGCCUUUUUAAUGACGUAAAGUAUAAAUUAAUGAUAUAUUGCAAGUAAAAUCAAAAGCAUAAUAAAAGACACAAUCUCAGCAUGCUAUAUAUAUAUUGAAAAAUAUGUUUUCAUUCCAUGUUUACUAGUUUAUAGCAGAGCUUUAUAUUGUCUUAAGGUUAAAAAUGUUGGUGUUUGGAUUCUGUCUCGAAAAAGAUAAGGAAAAUUUUGUAAAUGAUGCCAAAAUGUAUUGUUAAUGUUAUUUAUAUGAUAUGUUGACAUUGCCAGCUUUAAAAUAUUUAUGUUUGCACACAUGCUAUCAAUUUAAAUAAAACAGGCAGAGACUCAGUUAAAAAUCACGAAUAUUACAUAAUCCUGUAAUUAUGUUGAGCUGUCCUUCAUGUGAAAAGUAGAAAACUGCAUACAAAAGUACUUUAAAGUUGUCCUUUUAUUAUUAUUAUUUUUGGUGUAAGUGCCAUAAGGGCACAGGAAUCCAUUCCAGAGAAGCCAUUCCAUCUAUAUUUAUUUUCAUUGUAGUAUAUACUGCUUUUGUUGUGAUAUUUUAUAUUCUAUUGAAGUUUCUAUCCUAGAAGGGUAGAUAAAUCCUACUAUCUUACUAUGUGAGCAAUAUUUUGCCAUGUGUUCUGUAAGUUGUUGUCCCCCUUGGCACUGUAUAUUUAAGUUAAGAGCACUAACCAGUCAUAUUUAAUCAUUUAUUACAUCAAAAUUUUGAAAAGUUUUUUAUUAUUAUGAUAUUCACAAAUUAGCUAGUAAAAUUAAAUUUGUACAUGCCAUCUUCAUAAUACAUAUUCAUUUAGGUGAGCAUUAUUCAUAUAAUCUAAUUUUCAUUUUGUAAGUUGCAAGUUUAACUUUGAUCUGUAAGAUAAAAGAAAAAUGGAAAAAAUGAGAUCUAUAUUCUAUCUGAGAAUGUAUAGCUUUAAAAUCCUAUUGAAAGACAACAUCUUGGAAUUAACUUAAGUUUCAGUUAAGUCACAUCAUAAUAAUGCUGUAGUUACAUGAUAUAUAUGUGUGAUCAUCAUUUCUAGAUUACUUGAAUCAUCUAGUGUUUGUUGUUUCCUUAACUUAGACCAUAUGCACAUACUUAUUUUAAAAAAAGUCGACUGAGGUUUGAUUUAUAGUGAGCAUUGUGGCAGGCAGGUCUGUUGAAGUAUGUCUAUAGCUUAUGUCUAGAAGUAUGUCUUUAGCUAUGUUUAGAACUUUUAUCUAUAGCUUAUGUCUAGAAGUAUGUUUAUAGCUUCUGUCUAUGAGUAUGUCUGUAGCUUAUAUCUAGAAGCAUGUCUGUAGCAUAUGUUUAGAACUUUGUCUAGAAGUAUGUCUAUAGCUUAUGUCUAGAAGCAUGUCUAUAGCUUAUGUUUAGAAUUUUGUCUAUAGCUUAUGACUAGAACUUUGUCUAUAGCUUAUGUCUAGAAAUAUGUCUAUAGCUUAUGUCUAAAACUUUGUCUAUAGCUUGUGUCUAGAAGUAUGUCUAUAGCUUACGAUAGGUGGAGGAAGAGAAAACAGGGUAAGGUUUGUGUUAAUGAAGCCCGUCUGAAGAUGACCUUGGAUAGCAGCAUUUGCAAAGGCUUUUUAGAAACCCAGCAUCACAUAAACAUACAAAUGUUACAAUUUUACAGCAAAAAAUAAAGAUAGAAUUGCAUGAAAAUGUUAACAUGAAUAAUUUAGAAAAUCUGUUCAGAUAGAUGCGAAAGCCUCCAAAAUUGUGCAAAAUUUUUUAUUCAAAAUUUAGAAAGCAUGUGCAAUUUUAACAACUGAAUUCUGUAAAUCCGUGAAGAAUAUAAGUACAUAAUGCUACUUAAGUCUGUUAGAUAUAUGCGGAAGUUUUCCAAGACUAACAUUGUAUAAAGUAGAAAAUAUAUUGCUUUCUGUCUGUAACACCUAAAGAAACCAGGUACAGAAAAAUUGUUACAGUUUUCGAAACCAGAUGCAUUAACUGUUACACUAAGAAACCAGAGUCAGUAAUUGUAACACUUAUAAUAUUAAGAAAGAUUUUGUAUAGGUUAUUUCAUCCUUUUACAGACCUGUUUGUGACAAUGUUGAACCAUUGUAGUACUAUGCAUUGAGUGAUGAUUUGAUAUUUAAUAUAUUUUAUAGAUAGUAUAGUAAGAAAUCUAUUCAAUGUUUGUAGAGUGGUAUGAUAUUGUAUUUGUAUUUGAAAGUGAUCUGAAUAUGUUAUAGGAGUUGUUGUAGUGUUUGAAGUUUCUUGUUUAUUGAAACUGAUAGAUGACUGUGUAGAAUAAGGGUACGUGAAGGUGUUCUAGGUGCAAAGUAUACAUACAUUUGUCAGUUUGUCAAUGAGGCAUCUAGGGAAAAGUAAGGGAACUGUGAAGCCCACGAGGAGAACAUUUUUAAAAUGUUAUGAAGAUUUAUUACUAAAAUAAGGAAGAAAAUUUUGACAGAUAUUUACAGUUAAGGAAGUCUUGCUCAGUCUGACUAUCCUUGAACAAAGAAUUACAAAUUACCAUAAGUGCAAAGUGGCUAAAAGAUAAAGUUUCAUAGCAUGGGUUAUUUACUAAACAUAGAAUUGUCACAGCACUAAUUUCGGUAGGCAUUUUUUAUAGCAACAUGUCUGUGUUUUUAAAAUGUUUUGGUCCAUUUAAUUCAUGCGUUAGGAAACAGUAAUAUGUUGGAACUAUGGUAAUCAAAAUGGUAGCUUUUGCUCAGAUUUUCACACACUAAAAGAAGAAAUAUUUUUAAUGAUUCAUUGCAUAAUUACAGUGGAACUUCCUUCGCUUGAACUUUAUGGGACCAGCAAAAUUUAUUUGUGUUAUUGGUAGUUCAAACCAUUGCACAAAAUGUAAGGGAUUUGCCAGGAACUGGCAGAGAGUUUCAGCAAAGGGUGGUGUUCGAAUUAUCUGAGUUUGAACAAACUAAGUUUGACUGUCUUUUACUUAGAAGUCUGUGAUUUUGAAAAACUGACAGUGUCUGUAUGUUACUAUAUAUAGACUUAAGUGUAUUUGUUAAGAGUACUACAGCUGAAUUCCAGGUGACAUUUAAGGAGUUGACAUUUCAUUACCUGUACACAUACACUAAAUAUCCCUAUUCGUACUACACUUAAAUACACCCAGUUUUGAACAACACAAUUAGGAGUUUUAUGAAUGUUCCUCUCAUUACAAUUAAACUUGUAGUACCCUCAGGUAGUUUUAAGAAGGAAUUAAAAAUCGUAAUUUAUGUACAGGUACAUGUAUUGAAAUGUCAACAUCUUUAUUAAUUUUAAUCCUUUUAGUAGUAGACUAUGGAUUCUGGUCAAACUAAACACGUGACUGAAAAUGGCUUCUUUGUGAAAGUAACUUGUUUAUUCGUAAUUAAGUAGAGAGAGUGUGUCAUACAUUUUGUGAUCUUUAACAAUAUUUUGUGAAGAGAUGGCAGACAUUUUACAAGUUUAUGGUUGUCAAGAGUUUUUUUUUUAUCUGUAAUACAUUAACCGUUUAAUUGUUCUGUAAUGGCAGGUGCACUUACUGUUUGAUUUAUCAGUUAGAGUAAAUGAUACCACCUCCACUUUCUAUUUAUCAACAGGCCUGCUAGUAAGCUGCUCUUUCAUUUUGAAGAUUAUCAUUAAUCAUUUUAAUUUUUGGCCAACUAUGUAUUUUCAUAAGAACAUGAAUUUUUGUAUAAAGUUUUAGCCAUUGGAAAUUUUGCAAAAAUUUUUAUUUUUCUGAAAUUAAAUUAUUUACAAGACAUUGCUUUCAUUUUACCAAGAUAUCCUAAUUGUUUUGUAAGAACAAAUCAACAAAUGUGGUCAAAUAAGCUUUUUUUACAGAAAAAUGACAAAAAUUUACAGUGGGAAAUACCUUUUCAAGGUGAAGUCAGAACUAUUUGUCAGUAUUUAAAACGCCCUAAAAGUUUCUAUAACCACAUCUUGAUAUUUUUUAACCUUUACCAAGCUAAAUUUCUAAAAUGGACUGGUCCAUCAUUCAGUUUUGAGAGUACCACUCAUUAUUUGAAGGGGUGUUCACUUAAAAUUUAAUGUCUGAAUGGUGAUGUGCAGACUGAUCUUGGUCUGCACUGUCACAAAGGCAGAGUCCCUUGCCGCCAGCAGGCUAAAGGUAAAGUUGAGUUUACUACAAAUGAGCCGCGCCAUGGGAAAACCAACAUAGUGGCUUUGCGACCAGCAUGGAUCCAGACCAGCCUGCGCAUCCGCGCAGUCUGGUCAGGAUCCAUGCUGUUCGCUUUUAAAGCCUAUUGGAAUUGGAGAAAUUGUUAGCGAACAGCAUGGAUCCUGACCAGACUGCGCGGAUGCGCAGGCUGGUCUGGAUCCAUGCUGGUCGCAAACCCACUAUGUUGGUUUUCUCAUGGCACGGCUCAAAUAUAUUUUUAUCAGUGUGUUAUCUUUUCAGGUAGUUUUUAUUUACCAGUAUUUAACUAAAAAGGAAGUUAACAUCAAAACUUUAUGUUGCAUGACCUAGUGUAUACAUUGCACAAACCAUUGCUUCUUAAUUGCACCUGCACUCGUGCAGAAGUAGAAUAUGAGCAGCUGGCAUUGAGUGUCUGUGAUGCUGCCAAAAAGCUAGCAUUUAUUGACAAAAAAAGGCAAGCGCUUACUGAAAGGCAAAACAUGUUUAAAUUACAUGUAUCUUUUGCUAUAAAGACAGGAAAUUUAGAGGCUAGGAUAAAACAGAAUAACAUUCUUACUAGGUUCUCCAUCAGUCCUACUAAUUACUGUUGUUUUGUGCAUGUCUAAACAUCUUCUACCCAAAGUUGCACUUGAUGGCAAAACUGUCAAAACGUUGCCCUCACUCUGUAUAGCUGCACAAGGACUAAUAGUUCAGACUUAAGUAUGUUUAAUUGCCAUGUAAAAAUAUGCGCAGACUUCUGUGGUAGAAAUCAAAUGGAGGUGCACUUAAGACAAAAUUAAACAUUGUAUUAUAGAGUUGUGAAAAACUUGGAUUUAAAUUAACAGAUUUAUCUUUAUUCGGUAGCUUUAGAGUUUCAGUGUUUUGACACAUGUAAAAGAAGAUUGAAAAGAAAAUGUUUUUGUGUGACCGUUUGGUAACGUAAGGUACAUGUCUCAGCGCUUAAAUGAACAAAUGAAAUUGUACCAUGUAAUGAUAAAUGUAUGAAGAUAAAAUGCUCUUUAGACACAAUUGUUGUUGUAGCGUAAACGUUCCCAGGUAAAUCACCCAGUUUCUGGCAUGUUGUCAUCUGUUAAGAAAGUUGAGAUAUAGCCUGCAUUUUUCAGAGCAUUCUAGAUUAUGAUUAAGUUUGGUUCUAAUCUUUUGCACUGAAUUCCAUAAUAAUUUGUUAGACUGUCAGUACAAGUUUUUAGGAUGCAUUCCAAAUGAUUUGUUGUUCAAAUUGGCUGGUGGAGAGGAUUACUUAUGAGAAACUGUAAAUAUACAGCUUUGUAAGGCGGAUUGUAAUUUUUAGCUCACCUGUCACAUAGUGACAGGGUGAGCUUUUGUGAUCGCCCUUCGUCCGUCGUCCGUCCGUCGUCUGUCCACAAUUUCUUGUCUGCACGAUAGAGGUUUCAUUUAUGAUUUUAUUUUAACCAAACUUGCACAGUACUUGUAUCACCAUAAGAUCUCGGUUCCUUUCUUGAACUGGCCAGAUCCCAUUAUGGGUUCCAGAGUUAUGGCCCCUGAAAGGGCCAAAAUUAGCUAUUUUGACCUUGUCUGCACAGUAGCAGCUUUAUUUAUGAUUUAAUUUUUACCAAACUGGCACACAACUUGUAUAACCAUAAGAUCUUGGUUCCUUUCUUGAACUGGCCAGAUUCCAUUAUGGGUUCCAGAGUUAUGGCCCCUGAAAGGGCCAAAAUUAGCUAUUUUGACCUUGUCUGCACAGUAGCAGCUUUAUUUAUGAUUUGAUUUUUACCAAACUGGCACACAACUUGUAUCACCAUAAGAUCUCGGUUCCUUUCUUGAACUGGCCAGAUCCCAUUAUGGGUUCCAGAGUUAUGGCCCCUGAAAGGGCCAAAAUUAGCUGUUUUGACCUUGUCUGCACAAUAGCAGCUUCAUUUAUGAUUCGAUUUUAACCAAACUUGCACACAACUUGUAUCACCACACCAUCUUGGUUCCUUUCUUGAACUGGCCAGAUUUCUUCAUGGGUUCCAGAGUUAUGGCCCCUUAAAGGUCCAAAAUUGGCUAUUUUGGCUUUUGCAGCCAUAUAGAGACUUCAUUUAUGGUUUUAUUUGAUACAAACUUCCAAAAUAACUUCAACAACAAUAAUUCUUGGAUUCCAUGACAAAUCAGAUCCAAGCAUAGGUUCAGAGUUAUUUUAUAUCUGAUUACCUCCCCUGAUUGUAAUCAAAAUGGAUUUAUAUCAGUAAGUACUUAUAGUACUUAUUUGAAAUUUCAUUAUUGUCAUUAGUUGGACUGAGCCAAUCAGGGUAGAUAACUAUGGACUGAUUUUAUGUCAAAUUACCUCCCUUUAUUUCAAAUUAAAAUGGGUAUAUCUCCGUAACUAAUGAAGAUACUGAUCUGAAAUUACAUUUAUGUCAACAGAUUUAUUUGGCAGAUCCUUCUUUUCUUCACUUACAAUAUUUUUUUUUUUUUUUAAUUACUUCCCUUUUAUGUUACUAUAAAUAGCUUAUUUUUAGUAACUUUUUUAUUAUUGGCUGUAGGGAAAAACCGAGACCACUUUUCUGUGGUACAACAUGGAUGGUACCUCCAAUUUGUAGGUGUAUUUUGACAUAUCUGUACCUUGUAAGAAUUUUUUUUUUCUUUUUGGUUAAAUUUCUUCCCUUUGUUGUUACUGUCCUUUGGACUUAGAUAUUUUUUCUGAGGACCUUCUUGUCCUCAAGUGCAAUGAUAACAGGUGAGCGAUAUAGGGCCAUCAUGGCCCUCUUGUUACUAAAGCCAUUAACAUGAUAUUUACAAAAUCUGAGAGAGAACAGAAGAUAAAUGGCGCUUACAUCCAGUAAAUAAUGAGCUCCAUCUGCAAUAGAAUAAACACUUCAAAAGAUAAAAAUGGGAAACGGCGGUUUCGUUUUUGCUUUAGUUUACAGGAGACUGAUUUUGUGUAAUGAUGAAUAGUUUUUAAUUGUUUGCCACUUUAAAUACGACCUGUGGUAAAAAAAGUUAAAUUAUGUUUUUGCACAUUAUAUUUGAGAGAAUGAACUUAUUGCUUGGCUACAUUUCAAUGCCUGACUGAAGAAAGUAGAUAUCAACGUCUCCUGCACUGUUUUGCACCAUCAGUGUUUUGCAUAAGACAUUCUAGAGCUAUCGGUACUUUCCAAAGUUUACAGGGUGUUUUUUUUUUCAACCAAUAAAUUUUUUUCUCAAAAAAUGGAAAAUUGUAAUCCUUUCCCCUAAGAUGAAAGUUUUUGCACAUUGAGUAUGUUAGAUCCAUAAAGUAGAGAAUAAAAGUACAUGUAUAGAAUAUACUAAGUGUGACUGUGAUUAGAUUUGUUAUUGUGUACAGUUAAUGUGGGACCUUGUAUAAAUAUUGUUUUACCAUUAAUUCAGCAGUGUGACCUCAUUUACACUCAUGUCCGUAAAUAAUAAAAUGUUGUCAAUAAACAGAUGUUGAUGAUCUGCA
This is a messenger RNA of Mercenaria mercenaria, 12584 nucleotides long. Its product is annotated as synaptogyrin-2-like. Gene Ontology annotation, cellular component: synaptic vesicle membrane; neuromuscular junction. The record is from RefSeq and is a predicted model, not a curated record. The transcript is spliced from 4 exons. The coding region runs from base 42 to 731 and encodes 229 amino acids. NCBI's taxonomy places the organism in Eukaryota, Metazoa, Mollusca, Bivalvia, Venerida, Veneridae.